Messenger RNA from Triplophysa rosa, 387 nucleotides. Its product is annotated as adhesion G protein-coupled receptor E1. Gene Ontology annotation, molecular function: calcium ion binding. The transcript has 5 exons. The record is from RefSeq and is a predicted model, not a curated record. Lineage: Eukaryota; Metazoa; Chordata; Actinopteri; Cypriniformes; Nemacheilidae. The coding region runs from base 1 to 387 and encodes 128 amino acids.
AUGAAUCUCGUGUAUCUGCUGAUUCUAGCUCUGACAGAAAGUGUCCUGACACAAACCUGUGCACCUGGAUACAUGCAGAUGAAAAGAAAGUGUGUAGAUGUUGAUGAGUGUGAUUUUGAGAAUCCAGUUUGUGGAGAUGAUGCAGAUUGCUUUAACACUGAAGGCAGCUACUACUGUCAUUGUCAUAAAGGCUUCAAGCCAUCUGGCAACUUUACAGCAAAUGAUUCUAUAAAAUGUCAAGACAUCAAUGAAUGUUUGGAGAACAGCAUCGAUUGUGGUCCUAACGCGCAGUGUCUAAAUGUUGAUGGAAGUUAUGCAUGUGUGUGUAAUAUGGGCUACGAUCCCAGCAAUGGAACAGACACGUUUACUGUUGGACAAAGGAUUUAA